UUAAACAAAUGUAAAAAAGUCAAACAAAACAAGCAAGCUCAUCAAUUCCAACUAUCUAUUUAAUGGCUUCACCAUUUCAACAAGCAAAGGCUUUAUAACUCUUAAUAGUUUCUUGUUUCGUGUUCAUGACUUGUAACUUCACUUGAAAAACAAGAGAGGAAAUGGCUGAUCAUCAGAAAAUUCAUCCCAUGGUGGAUGUUGAAGCUGCAACAUCAAGAGUGCCUUUAGUAUCAGACAAAGGUACUGGUAUUAGGCCACAAGCACAAGUUCCUCCGCAGAGAACGAUCCCAGUAAUGCAGUUGAACCCACCAAGGAAAAGCGGAAGCUGUUUCUGUAAGUGCUUCUGCUGGACAAUUAGCAUCCUGGUUCUUCUCAUAAUUAUUAUUGCAGCAGUUAUUGGCAUUCUUUACCUUGCGUUCCAACCAAAACUGCCAAAGUACUCAGUUGACAGCUUGAAAAUAAGUGAUUUAAGGCUCAACUUGGACUUAUCAUUGUAUGCAAAGUUUGAUGUAAAGAUUACAGCCAACAAUCCAAACAAAAAGAUUGGAAUUUACUAUGAAAAAGGAGGGAGAUUGAGUGUUUGGUACACAAAAACUCAGCUAUGUGAAGGGUCACUGCCAAAAUUCUACCAGGGUCAUCAGAACAUAACAAAACUUGAUGUGGAAUUGACAGGCCAAAAUCAGUAUGGUAACACUUUGAUGAAUGCAUUGCAACAACAGCAACAAACAGGGAGAAUUCCUUUGGAUCUUAAGGUCGAUGCACCGGUGGCGAUCAAACUUGGCAGGUUGAAGCUCAGGAAAGUCAGGAUUUUGGGGGAAUGCUUGUUGGUUGUUGAUAGUUUAUCUGCUAACAAUCAGAUCAGUAUCAAAGCUAGUAACUGCAAGUUUAAAUUGAAGCUUUAAAUAUUUUCUACAUGUU
Molecule: messenger RNA, 918 nt
Organism: Pistacia vera
Lineage: Eukaryota; Viridiplantae; Streptophyta; Magnoliopsida; Sapindales; Anacardiaceae
Product: NDR1/HIN1-like protein 6
Exons: 1
Coding region: 162-902 (246 amino acids)
Cellular component (GO): plasma membrane
Source: RefSeq, a predicted model, not a curated record